Messenger RNA from Durusdinium trenchii, 1476 nucleotides. The record is from the annotation of a GenBank genome assembly. Lineage: Eukaryota; Dinophyceae; Suessiales; Symbiodiniaceae.
GCGGUGAAGAAGUAAUCGAAGUAUGUCGCGUAUUAUGUCUCGUUUGGUCGCAAUGGCUUGGCUGCUGGUGGCUAUGGAUGCCAACUUGGAGGAGCGAGUGGCCACCUUAGAGGCAGAGAUCGGGAGCUUGAGCAACGAGCUGCAGGUGCUGCGUGCGCUGGUUCUAGGACAGCCUGAGUCUGAAGAAGACCGGGCUGAGUGCCGAGAAGGCCGCAACAUCACCAGCACUGGGGCAUAUUGCACAGUGCUGCUGGAAAGUCAGAAGUUUCCAUCCUGCAACCGUUUGUGGGCCAGGAGAAAUGAAACGUGGAGUUAUAUGGAGUCCACCUGGCAGACCAAUCUCCUAAGGACCUGGUCUUUCAUUGCUACCUUGCUAGGUCACCCUUGCAAAACAGAGCCCCAACAGCCGUAUCCCCGUUUGGAUGUAGCCCGAGCACACUGGCAAGUUCAAUCAACUCGAGGCGAGUUCCACUUAUAUACAAAGAUCUUACAAGUUACUUACAGUAUGUUGUGUAGUGUUCAUUUUGGAGGUUUAUACACUGUAGCCGUCAAUCAGCUUAGGUUCAAUGAAGAGCUGGCGGAGGGCAUUUGCAAAAUUGUCGACCCCACUGACACCAUAGUAGACCUUGGGGCACGCAUCGGGAUGUACACGAGAUACUUCCGUGAGAGGUCAUGCGUCAGACUAGCCUUGGCCUAUGACGGAGGAAUUGGUGUGCGGGAGAUGAGCUCAGGGUUGGUGCAGCAUUUGGAUCUGACUCAGUUGCACAACAUCGGGGUCUUCGACUGGGUCUUGUCGCUGGAAGUCGCUGAACAUAUUCCGCCGGAGUAUGAAUCUGUUUACAUCGAGAAUCUCCACCGGCAUAACCGAAAGGGGAUCAUCAUGAGCUGGGCCUUUCCUGGUCAAUCAGGAGUGGGACAUGUGAAUGAACAGCAUGCCCCACAGGUGCGGCUGAUGUUCAAGGAGCUUGGAUAUCUCUUUGAUCCACGGGCCACACGCCGCCUCCGGAGCACUUGCCAUUCCCACCUCUCAUACUUUAUGAACACCUUGCUGGUCUUCCGGAGGAACACCACAUUCCACUGACAAUGCGGCAGGGUGAAGUCGUGAAGUCUCGACUCAAAAAGGCAUCGUCACAUCCAGCGAUUGGAACUGCGAACCGGUGCAGGUGGGAGGGUUCCUGAAUCAAUGCCUCGAGUCCGAUGGGCGCAAUCAACGGAGGUGUUUUAGACGGAGGUGGAAGUUUGAGCUUACCAUCACUUCGACUUUCAACCCAUGACAGGGCAUGCCUGGAAGGCAUUCACUCUUAAUUAAUGACAGCAAGGAAGGAUCCGAGUUUAUUGUCAUUGGGUGUGUCAAUAAAAGUAAUCACGAAAGCUAGCACCAGCUAGCUGGAGUUGUCCUUGCUUUAGCAAGUGAGGGGCUGGAAUCCUCGGGAUCGCCGCAUCACGUGAAAACUUCAUAUGUAGGGGGGCCCCCCC